Molecule: messenger RNA, 3864 nt
Organism: Malassezia restricta
Lineage: Eukaryota; Fungi; Basidiomycota; Malasseziomycetes; Malasseziales; Malasseziaceae
Product: Csr1-phosphatidylinositol transfer protein
Exons: 1
Coding region: 1-3864 (1287 amino acids)
Cellular component (GO): nucleus; cytosol; mitochondrial outer membrane
Source: RefSeq, a predicted model, not a curated record
AUGACGGCGCCCCUGCCGCUGGUGGUGCCGUGCGACGCCCGUCGGUCGCUUCCCCGCACGUUUCUUUCGGCCGAUGUCAUCCCGCGCGCGUCCCACGACGCCGGCGGCGCGGACUUGGGCCGGGCGCCCUUCGUUUACGCCAUAGCCCGGAUGGUGGCCAAGUCGCACGACGAUGGUGAGCCCUUGGAGGAGGGCUACUACGGCAACCUGACGCCUGAGCAAGAAAAAGCGCUCAAGGACGUAUGGGCGAUGCUUCUUGACAUUUGGAGCCGGAAUGUCGAGCGUUCUGACGAGCUCGCGCGACUUGGCGGCCCGCAGAAGGCUCACACGGGCCAGGAGCUGGGCGAUGUCUCGCACAAGAAGUCUGGCGCCGGGAAGCAGAAAGAGGCAGCGCACGAGCAUGACUGUCGCUUCAUUACGACGGCCGUCGAGAAAUACGGCGGCAGGUACCUGGCCUACAUGUUUUGGCGCACGGUGAUGAUGGAUCCGCCGGACCACUUUGUCCUUCGAUUCUUGCGUGCGCGCAACUUCCACACGAGCGAGGCAGUGGACAUGCUCAUAGGAGCAUUAAUGUUCCGCCUCGACAUCAACCUGGAGGACAUUCUGCUGCAGGGCGAGUACGGCUUCAGGAACGAGCGCGGAUUCCUGGACCAGUACCGCCGGGGCAUCUCGUACAUUCAGGGAAGCACAGAGAAGAAUGAGCUGCCCAUCUACUUUAUCCAUGUUGGGCGCCACUAUACCCAUGAGCAGAACAUGGACGCACUGCAAAAGUUUAUUGUGCUCUCCAUGGAAAACUCGCGCUUGCUGUGCUCGCCGCCCGUGGAAAAGAUCAUCAUCCUGUUUGAUCUACGCGGAUUUGGGCUCAAGAAUGCGGACUGGCAGGCGAUGUCGUUCAUUCUCAAGUGCAUGGAGGCCUAUUAUCCCGAGUCGAUUCGUCGCAUCUACAUUCACUCGGCGCCAUGGAUCUUCAAGGGGAUCUGGUCCGCGAUUCAGCCCCUGCUGAACGAGGACGUGCAUGCCAAGAUCAAGUUCAGCUCGUCGGCGAAGGACCUGACCGACUUCAUUCCCAUGUCGCGGAUCCCCGUCGACAUGGGCGGCACCAUGGACUGGACGUGGCAGUAUGCGGAGCCAGAAGAGGGCGAGAAUGACAUUCACAAAGACACGCAGACGCGUGAUGCCGUGCAGAAGGAGUGGGACGAACUGCAGCAGCAGUUCCUCGACGCGACGCAGCAGUGGAUCCGUGGCGACGCCGAUGCCGACGCGCGUCACGUCCUGGUGAAGCAGCUCCGCCUCAAGUACUACCAAAUUGCGCCGUACGUCCGCGCCAGGAAUGUGUACCAGCGCAAAGGCAUCGUGCGGGACGAUUUCCUCGUGCACUGGGACUAUCCGCAGAAGGACAGCUCUCUGCUGACGCAGGACGUGAAUGAGGCCGAUUGUGCGACGCAGCUCGUGUCGUGGCUGCGUGAGCAGGGACACGACACGCUCGAGUCGUCCGUCGGCGGCUCGCAUACGCCGUGUGCGUCCUGCGUAGCCACAAACAUGGCAUCGCGCGAUGCGGCGGCGGACGAGCGUGACGCGCCCGAGGAGCAGCAGCGCUCUCCUGGCGCGCACGAGCAGGACGCGGCAGAGCAGGAUGCGACGGACACGCCGGACGAGGACGACGAGGGCGACGACGAUAGCGACGGCGACGACGAUGCUGCCGUGCAUGCACAGGACUUUGACAUGGACGACGAAGAGUGCACGAUGUGGCAGGACGCAGAGGAGUUCAGCGAGACGGACGUGUCGCCCGAGUUUGCCCACGUCAAGGUGAGUCGCAGGCGCAGUAUGCAGAACGAUGCCGAGCUCCACGCCGACAUGGAGCGGACUCGCGAAGCCAUCCAGCUGUUUCUCAACUCGCAGGUGCGCGAGGCGGAGGAGCUGUGCGUCGACGGCGCCGAUCACCGCCUGUACCUGUCGGCCGGCAUGUCGCUCCUCAACUCGGUCAAGUGCCUCAUGACGUUUGAGCCGGACGACAUGCAGAUGGCCAUCAAGAGCUGCAAGCACACCAUCCGCAUCGCGCGUGUCCUGCGCGCCAAGCGCCGCAAGCUGCCCAAGAUCAUGCCUGGCAAGUCCCAGCCGCCGCUGCCCGCGACGUUGCUCGAGCAGCAUGCCGAGCUCGUGUACGCCGAGUCGCUGCUGUGCAAGUCGAUCGUCGGCAUCGUGUACGCCGGCGACACGAUCGGCCUCAUCCGCGAGGCGAUGAGUCUGCGCAAAGCGUACCAGUACUUCCGCGCGCUCCUGCGCGCCAUGGAGCAGGCCGAGGACGCGAAGGACGCCAGCCGCGGCCACAGCGACGCACCGCCCGUCGACGAGGACUUGCGCUCGGGCGUGUGCUUUGGCAUGGGCGGCUGCAUGCUCGUGCUCUCGCUGCUCGAGCCGCGCCUGCUCAAGUUCAUGGAAGGCGUCGGCUUCGAGGCGGACCGGUCGAAGGCGCUCGAGUUCUUCGAGCGCGCCGGUGGCUGGUCGCGUGUGCACCACGAGCCGGGCUUGUCCGCGGCGCAGGAGGGCCUGCGUCGGCCGCUGUGCGAUCUCGCGAUCCUCGUGUACCACCUGAGCGUGCCGACGAUGAUGCCCGUGCCGGACGUCGACGUGCGCCUCGCGGACCAUGUGCUGUCGUGGAAUCGGAAGCGCUUCCCCCACGGCAUCUCGUACCUCUUCUUCUCGUCGCUGCUGUACGCGUGCCAGGCGCUGCCGGACAAGGCCGUGCACUCCUUCCGCCUCGCGAUCGACGCGCAGAACGAGUACCGCCAGUUCCACCACCUGGUCUUCUGGCGCCUCGCCCUCACGUACCUCGGCACGUGUGACUACACGCCGGCGUACGAGUGCUUCGAUCUCCUCUCGCACGAGUUCCACUGGUCCCAGUGCGUGUACCAGUACGCCAAGGCCGCCGUCCUGUUCGAGCAGUCGUCCGAGCACCACAUGCAGGCCGAGACGAUCAUGCGCACCGUCCCGGGCCUCGUGCGCAAGAUGGCCGGGCGCCACAUGCCGUUCGAGCACUUUGUCGUGCGCAAGGCGGAAAAGUUUGUCAGCCCGCCGCCCUUCGGCCUGCCGGCGAUGGAGUUCGCCUACCUGUGGCACUGCCUCGCUCAGACGCCCGUCUACCUGCUCGUCGAGGAGCAUCUCGAGCGCAUCGACCAUGUGCUCCGCCAUCUCGGCCAGUACGAGUCGCCCGCCGCCUUCCCCGGCGGCGCUCAGGCCUUCUACAGCCAGCACUGCCUCGCUCACUUCCUGCGCGGCGUCGUGCUCCGGUACGCUGCGUUCCCGAAGAAGUACACGGUCGUGCAGACGCCCCGGCACGAGCACCUCCCCGUCGCGCAGAUGGCCUCCGACGCCGCCCACGCGCUGCACACCGUGUGUGCCGACGGCCAGCACCUCGACGCCGUCGACCGCUACCUCGUGUACUUUGCGCACUACGAGCUCGGCAAGCUGUACACCGCGCAGGGCGAGUUCGCCAAGGCUCGCUGCGAAUUCGAGCUCAUCCAGUCCCGCAAGCCGCUCGUGCCGCAGGACAGUCCCAUCCCGCUCAAGAGCGGCAAGGCAUCGUACCUCUUGAGCCACAUGUGCCAGAUGCGCGCCAACUUUGCCAUGUCGUCCAUGCCCCGCCACGCCGCGCCGCCGCCACACAGACCGCCGCACGGCCCGCCCAAAGCCACGUCCUCACGCCCCCCAAGCGAGGCAUCGCGAGCCGCGCCGAGCAGCGCGACGGCGCGGACGCCCGUGCCGACGACCCACUACAACGACAUCCCCGAGACACUGACGCGCACGUCAGCGGACCGCCGCCGCGAUCUAGGCCGCCGCGCGCGUCAAAGUCGGCUCCUCUCAUAG